AUAAGGUGAAUGCACCAAUUUGUAAGUCGCUCUGGAUAAGAGCGUCUGCUAAAUGACUUAAAUGUAAAAAAUGUAAUUAUCGACAUCCACGUCUUCGGCGCCCGGGGAACAGUGGGUUAACUGCCUUUCUCAGGCAGAAUGACAGAUUUUUACCUUGUCAGCUCGGGGAUUCGAUCCAGCAACCUUUCGGUUACUGGCCCAACGAUCUAACCGCCAGGCAGGCUCUAACCGCCAGAGGUGGAGAGAGAGAAAAUAGAAGAAAAAUCAUCUUUCCAGAAGUCUCCCUGAGCACAAACAGAAAGGUGAACUGAGUUUCUUCUUCCCAGCUGAUUGCAGUAAAAUACAAAAUUAUUAUAAGCAGAGUGGCUGGUCCAACAAUAAAGAUCACAGUUCCUUAGUGAGAAAUGAUUCAUUAGCUCACCUCACUCAUCCAACUAUUUUCUUCGGUCUUUACCGCUCUCCCUCAAUUCUCUCCAUGUCUUCUAGAUUCAGGGUGGGAGUGUUUUGGAUGAAGCGUUCUGGCUUUUUCACUGACUCAACUACUUAAGCUUGGCAAACGUAGUAGUAGUAGGCAAGUAUGUAGAUCUUUCUGUCAAAGCUGCUUUUUAACAUGUUGCCUCUUUCUGUUGACGUUCUCUUGACUUCAUAAAGUGUGUAUGCGUGUGCAUGUGCCUGCGUGUCUACCUGACAACUGAAGCUGAUUCCUUAAGACCAGCAUUUAAGACUUUAAGGGGACCACAAAAACUCUCUGGGGCUCUGAUAACCUUAAAGCACCCCCACAGGCCCAGGGGAAGACAUUGGAUAGAAGAGGGUUAACUUAGCCUCAAAGCUUGUGCUUGUGCCAACCCUGCUCAAAUAAAAGAUCUCCCGCUCGCUCUGUGGAUCUCCCGCAUGCUGAUGUCCGUUUUGCUUAAAUCGGUAAGAACUGCACCAGCAGCAAACUCCCAAUAUGCAAAGGCACAAUGAAAACCCUGACUUCUUCUAAAUAUGUGUCUCAAGCCCUCGGCCACACACACACUGCCCUCUUCCCUCUCACAAUGAAUGGACCUCACGGCAGAUCUGCUUAAAUGUGGCAUUUCAAUGUAGACUGCUUAGCUUGGCAUUUGGGGUCCAGCUCCUGCUUAUUUGAUAAAAGCCCAGCCCCCCUUAUAAUGACUUAGCGCAUCUUAAACUUCAAAUACCUUGAUAUGAUUUCUGUCCCUCUUCAUCUUACAGUAGGGUACUUUUAUUUUCAUCCUAGCCAGCAGAUUGGAGCCAGGAAGAGGUGAUGUUCCAAAUGGCACCUUAUUCCCCAUUUAGUGCUCUACUUUUAACUAUAUCCCUAUGGGCCCGGGUCAAAAGUAGUGCACUACAUAGGGAGUAAGGUGCGAUUUGGGAUGCACAUAGUGUAUGUAUUUCAUGGCUGAAGUGUUGGACAGGAAGUUGAGCUCAGCACCUUGUCAGGAUCAGGUGCAGGUUGCAUGGUGGCUACUCUGCUGCCCUAUCAUCUUAUAUUAUAACUUACUGAGUGCCCACCACCUGUUAUUUAUCUCAACAUCACUAGACCACACCAGUCUCUAUGUAGGGCCUGGGGGCCUAUGUCUUAAAGUUAAAAAAAUAUCUUCCUUUAAUUUAAAUCAGGGGCGCAACUUUAGUUUUAGACGUGGGGUGGACAUUAUAGAUAGAUCUUUCUAUCCAGUUGGAUUAACACUCCAAACAGCCUACCCGACCGCUCGGAGGCGUCAGCCUACCCGACCGCUCGGAGGCGUCAGCCUACCCGACCGCUCGGAGGCGUCAGCCUACCCAACCGCUCGGAGGCGCGUCAGCAUGGUCCUAAAGCACACCGUUGCCUGGUUUUGUAUCACAUUCCAAUGAUACAACUGGGGGGACAAAAUGCAAUUUCAGAAUUUGGGGGGUGGACAUGUCCCCAGUGAAAGUUGCACCCCUGAUUUAAAUUGACAAUGAACUAGAUUGCCAUGAUUAUAGCAUUCAUUGUCUCUAGUUUAACAGCCUAACAUAAUAGCCUAACAUAAUCUCAAGAGAAAAGACAAGUGAGCAGAAUCUGUGUUCAUGCAGUAUAAAGUCCUGCCCUCCGUCAAGACACAUCACGGGUAUCGACGUUCUGCUCAACCUUCCAUUUUGAUUUUCUUUAACCUGCGUGCCUCACCAAAUGAAGAGAGAAGGCUAUGUCUCCACGAUGAGGGCGCAGACUGCGCGAUACUUAAUUAUUUGUUGAUCUGCGGAGGUGGGUCGGGAUGCAAUUUGUGGUUAAUUAUGAAUAAAAACCCUGCGCGAGGGCCAUCACGUGGAAUAGCCUAAUCAUAAUUAUCCCCCUCACACCCUUCUCGCGGUCCCCUCCGCCCGAAGGACAUGUGGUUUGAUUUUAUGGAUAGGAGCGUGUGGCGCUGAAUCCACUGCAGAGGGUAGGCUAGUGAUUUGGGGAGCCCGGCCUGGGGAUGUCAGGGUCUUCCUUACCCCUCAGACCACAACUUCAUAGAAAGGAUGGCAGUGUCUUUGUUUUAACCGAAUAAUGAUGUUGCAUAAUUUACAUAAAAUAAGAAGUGUAUAAUCAGAGCUUUCCACUUUUACCAUCUCACUUUAGCUCAGUAUUUUUGCAUACUUGUUUUCUAUUCGAUUUGAAUUUGGUAUUUCAUUAGGUUUUGAAGUGAAAUCUCAGAACUAUUUUGUUUGAUUUUGUGAGAGUGUGCACUAUAUUUGAUCAUUCAGUUAUAGACUUGACUUGAUCUAUUAGCACAAUUUGUUUCUAUUCUUUUUUCGUUGCUUGCUGAAAGUAUUAGUCUAGUUUGGUAUGUAAAUGGUGAUGUUAUUAGCCUACUCGGAUACUUUAUUAUUUUUACUUUAGUUUUGUCACAAAGUAACAUGGUUUACAAGGAGAUAAAUGUUUUCUAACUGAGUUUUGAUUGAAUAGUGCAUGCACUUAAUAGAAUAGAUGUCCUGGAUGAAUGGCACAUUAAGAUAUAGGCCUACACUCCAGGAGUGUUUAAAUUAGACUUUUCACCUACAAUCCAAGCUACAAAACCUAUUGGGCACUAUUCGUCUGAGACAUGUCGUGCAAAGGCACAUUUCAUAAUAAUGUAUAUGUAUCUAAUGUAGUAAGGGUUCACACAGUUCAAAGUAAACAUGUAUUUCUCAGAGAAAGCAGCACAGCUAUCGCCUUUCCAUCCAGUGCGCCUUGCGCGUACCUUCCCUGUGCCUGCCUUUCUCCUCUCUGUGCAGUAGCACAAGCUCCGUCACUAGAGGGGGAGAUGCACCUGUUCCGCAAGCCUGCGUUGUCAGUUCAGCUGCCGGCUGGUCAGCUCAAGAGGUUGCUAUAGGAAAAUGCAAAUCCUCUGCUUUCAUCUUCUCCCAUUGGUCAGUCACACCUCGAGGUGGGCGGGUCGGGCGCGUGGUGUCUUUUAAAAGUGCACAUUGCCUUUCCCAGCGUCUCAGUGAAACUGCUUGCUUGCGCUGCACCGCAGAACUCAAAGUAACGACUAUCUGCCCGAUAGAGAAAACAAACUGUGACAGGAAUUUAGCGCCUCACGCACACACACACACACACACACACUCAUCUCUCUCUCACACGCAGUACACAAGGCUCCCAGAGUGAAGGGAAGACGGCGAGGACCGGCGCAAGGUUCCCAGACUGAAGGGAAAACGACGAGGACCAAGGCAAGGCUCACAGAGUGAAGGGAAGGACCGUGUACCGUAUGGACGGGCGCGUUCGUAAGUAAAGCGCAACCUGAUAAAUCUGGACUGACCAUUCAGAAACUGGACCACUCUCCAGUGUCUUAACACCACUUAAGGAAAUAUCUAUUUUUAAUAUCUACACCUAUUUUUUUGAUUGUAAGAACUCUUAGAACGUAUUUUUUUCCGAACCAUUCCAUUGUGGAUUCCAGCAGAUGCAGAAAGUGACUUUGGCACAUGUUUACGCAUCUUUUACACGUGCGUGUCUCUUGUUCUGGGCUGUCGUGGGCCCGUGUCAUGUGUGGAAAGUUUUAUUCGGAUCCUGUGUAACACAUGCUGCAGUAACUUCAACCGCGAGCCUGCUGCUUUCUCACCCUCUUAUGACUGUAGCGAACAUUGUCCUCGCGCCAGUGGAGGCGAAGAAGGAUACAGUAAAAUACUUGACCACAAUAACACCAGAAAAGGAGCAGCCAGAACAGUAGAGAAGAUACAAUCCGUCUACAGUGCUGCUUGCUUUAUCAUCUGCUCACUCAAGGACAUUAAAUCAGAGGGCGCGAGCAGGUCCAGAGGUGAAGCGAGGACAAGACAGGUUGGUGUCGACAAAUUUCACCGGGGGCUCCAGUUUCAACCGGCCCUGGCCCGUGGUAUUAAAGCGUGCAUUUGACCAGGGAUAAGUUGUCAACAAGAGAAGCGGCGAACUGGCAGGUGUACAAGUUCAUUUACACGCGUACAUAUGCGCCGCUAUAAAUAGCAGUUGUUUUAAGGACUAGCAGCUUAAUACGAAGUAGUCUACUCCCCUCUUCUAUCCAAUCUCACAACCCCACGCACAGGGACCGGGCGUGUGCGCGUGCCUAUAUAUACGCCACACAGACCUCUUCGAUUCGAAGAAGCAAUCUGCAUCUGCGAGGGCUGCCGGUUGUCCUGCCCGGUGUCGGUUUGGCUGUGAGGGCGGGAGUCGUCGCAUGGACUGACAUGGCCACCGACCUCGCCAUGAGCGCAGAGUUGCCCAAUAGCCCCCUGGCCAUCGAGUAUGUCAACGACUUUGACCUUAUGAAGUUCGAAGUAAAGAAGGAGCCUCCAGAGGCUGACCGUUACUGCCACCGCCUCCCCCCAGGAUCCCUCUCCUCUACCCCUCUCAGCACGCCCUGCUCCUCCGUGCCUUCAUCGCCCAGCUUCUGCGCCCCCAGCCCCGGUGGCCAGUCGGGCCAAAACCUGGCCAACGGUGUCAACAGUAGCAAUAACAGCGGAAGCAGCAACCCCCAGAGCUCGGGCGGAAAACCCCACCUGGAGGACCUGUACUGGAUCCCCAACUACCAGCACCACAUUAACCCUGAAGCGCUCAAUCUGACCCCCGAGGACGCCGUGGAGGCACUCAUCGGCAACGCCCACCACCACCAUCACCACCACCAGGGAUACGAGGGCUUCCGCGGCCAGCAGUAUGUAGGGGAGGACCUGUCCACGGCCUCGGCCGGCCACCAUCACCAGACCCACCAUCACCACCACCACCAUGGACACCGCCUCGAGGACCGCUUCUCGGACGACCAGCUGGUCAGCAUGACGGUGCGCGAGCUCAAUCGGCAACUAAGGGGGUUCAGCAAAGAAGAGGUGAUCCGCCUGAAGCAGAAGAGGCGCACGCUUAAGAACCGGGGCUACGCACAGUCCUGCCGCUACAAGCGGGUGCAGCAGAGGCACAUGCUGGAGAGCGAGAAGUGCACGCUCCUGAGCCAGGUGGAACAGCUGAAGCAGGACGUCGCGCGCCUGGCCAAAGAGCGAGAUCUCUACAAGGAGAAGUAUGAGAAGCUCGCGAGCCGAAGCUACAACGGUGGCGGGCCCGGUAACAAUAACAGAGACCCCUCUAACGGAAACCACGGGAAACCGGCCUCCACGGAAUUCUUCAUGUAAGAGACUGAAUCAUGGCAUAAGACUUUUGCCUCCUUCAAACGUAUUUAAAUAUUUUUAAUGACUAUUAUUUGUAUUUUUCUCAGUUUACAUUUUAUGUUUACAGUUAUUCCUUUGGGGGGGGUGCUAUCAGUGUACAUUUUAAAUGUACAACAUAACAUAAUGCUUUAUAUUUAUUAAAAAAAAUAAGCAAGGUCGAUGCGCACAUACAGUAAGUAAUCAAUGUGCGCAGAUAUAAUUGUUGGAUUAUUGGAAGUUUUAAAGAUUGUGUUUUGGAUUAACUUCAAUACACCAACACCUCUUGAUAUGGACAUUGGAUCACAAACUCUGUCAAAUCAAUAGACUGAUUAUUAUUUUUUGAUGCAAUAGAUCUCAGAGAAACCCUGAUUAACGUUUGAAGUCUUAAUGAAAAAUAUGAAUCAAACUUGCCAACGUAUACCAGACAGAAAAACAACUGAAAACUGUUUUAAUUCCUUAUAUGGUGUCUUAAAAGAGAGACUCCAGCGUCUUAAAACUGGGUGGAAUCAAGGAAGAGAAACCGGUAUUUAUCAUAUUGGGACUGAAUUGAAAUGAAAGAGGGCGAACCACAGAAAAAGCAAUAGCCUACACCUUUGCCGCUCCUGCAGGCUCUGUCGACGGAUCCGACUGUGAUGAUGGAGGGGCACAUGAUAUAGCCUUUCUUCCCCGUUAACGGAAAAGGCAACCUUUCUGAAAAUUGCAAGUCUAGUUUCCAUCCCUUUUAGCAACCCUGCAUGCAGGACAUGUAUGGUACCCCAAACCUCCAAUCCUCUCACCCCUAUAUGUUAUGGAAAGCAUGGCCCGUGGUUCUUUCCUUUUCUCUUGCUACUCCUCUCUCAUCGCUCUCUACAGUAAGGCCUGGGUAUGCAAAAACACAACUUUAUCUCCCUAUAACCCUGAGAGAAGUAAUAAAGAAUGCAGAAUAACCUGCGACCAGAACUAGUAAUCUGCUAUUACAAAAUGGAUGCGUUUUACCCGCUAUUUUCAAUCGAUUUUUCUAUUGUUUUAAAUGAAAAGAAAAACAAAACAAAAAGAGAUGAUUAACUGAGCCAGAUUUGAGACUAUUUAUUCCCACGUGUAUAUGUGUAUAGAACAGUUAUUGUUACCUUUUAAAGCUUUGGUUGCUUGAUGAUGAGGAUUCAGAGCGUCUUAAUGCAAUGUUUUAGGACUAUCUUACAGCAUGCAAAUAGUCUACGAUAACUUCCUACUUCUACUAGACAUGUAUGAUGUAAACAAGAAGUCUAACUGUACUAAGAUGAGAAACAUUUGGGAUUUUUUUUUAUAUUGAUAGGACCUUUGUUGCAUAUUACUGUUAUGAUAAGGUGAAUAGAAAAAUUCGAUGAGGUGAUUUACUUAAUGUAGCUACAAAUACAAGGACUGCAUUCGCUGCUAAAACUCUAUGCACCAACCUAACUAAACUCUUAAUAAAUGGAUUUUCUACUUUUAAAAAAGUGUACAAUUUGAGGUAUAAUAACAAUAAAGGUGAUCUAAUGGCUUGUGAAUAAUAAUUACAUAAUUCCGCAGUCCGGUGUCUUAGAGCUCAAUAUAGCCUAUUCUGUUUUAUCUGAUGUGUAGAAAGAUGCCUGGCGGAUGCUUGGAUUGUCAAUGAUCAUCUUUUUCUGUGAGGGUAUGAUUAACUCAAAAAUCAUUAUUCUGUCAACAAGAAAUCCCUGGUUCAUUUGUUACCUGCUGCCUAGAUAUAUGAUGUGCAGAAGUACUGAACCACUUUGCCAAUGCCAGUUAGUGCAAGGCUGAUGGCGACAUAUGCAGGAAUACAGCUAGGUUGACAAGAGAAUUAUGAUAGGUGUUUGCAAAUCGGAUCAAAAUGGAGUGGGAGACAGAUGUUUUCUGCCUCCCAAGAUAAAAAUUGAUUUUUAAAAAAGUUAUCCUUGUAACGCAAAAUCAAUUGGUCUUAACUUUCAACGAAAUCAUUUAUUUUGGUGCUUUUUCUGGUUUGACAAAUUUAGUAAUGUUUUAGUGGGAAAAAAACAAUAUUGAUCAAUUAUCUUUCAAUCAAUUAAUUAAUAACUCAAUCCGUAAAUAUAGAGCAGAGUUAUGUUGUUGGCCACCGAGAUUGAACCUGUAUUUAUGGUCUUGAAGUUAGUUAGAAUUUUUAGAAUUCCAAAGUGACGUAAACACUCUCGCAUCCCGGCAACAUGGCGAAGUAUUUUCUGCACAGUGCUGUCAAUGUAUAGCCAAUCUGUAUAGCCUAUAUGAUUUCUAUAUAUUUAUUCGAGAAACAUUUAAAUGUCCGAACGUGUCAAUAACUCAAGGCAAUUAAAUGUUUCAAGAUGGAAUGUUAUUGAGAAUCUUGCUUUCAUAAUGUUUAAUAAAAAGUUAUGUCCAAAAUUU
Salvelinus fontinalis (brook trout) is the source of this 7935-nucleotide messenger RNA. RefSeq names its product MAF bZIP transcription factor Aa (gene mafaa). Gene Ontology annotation, molecular function: DNA-binding transcription factor activity, RNA polymerase II-specific; RNA polymerase II cis-regulatory region sequence-specific DNA binding. Gene Ontology annotation, cellular component: nucleus. The transcript has a single exon. The record is from RefSeq and is a predicted model, not a curated record. Gene Ontology annotation, biological process: regulation of transcription by RNA polymerase II. NCBI's taxonomy places the organism in Eukaryota, Metazoa, Chordata, Actinopteri, Salmoniformes, Salmonidae. The coding region runs from base 4639 to 5568 and encodes 309 amino acids.